Messenger RNA from Schizosaccharomyces japonicus yFS275, 2037 nucleotides. RefSeq names its product histone deacetylase Clr3. Gene Ontology annotation, molecular function: histone H3K14 deacetylase activity, hydrolytic mechanism; chromatin binding; histone deacetylase activity, hydrolytic mechanism. Gene Ontology annotation, biological process: negative regulation of transcription by RNA polymerase II; epigenetic regulation of gene expression; positive regulation of transcription by RNA polymerase II. Lineage: Eukaryota; Fungi; Ascomycota; Schizosaccharomycetes; Schizosaccharomycetales; Schizosaccharomycetaceae. Bases 1 to 2037 code for a protein of 678 amino acids. The transcript has a single exon. The record is from RefSeq and is a predicted model, not a curated record. Gene Ontology annotation, cellular component: rDNA heterochromatin; euchromatin; heterochromatin island.
AUGCUUAAUGUACCACCGGAAUCCGAGGCCGACCCUGUUGCAACCGUAAAGCCGUCGCAAUUGAUGCUGUCAAAGGAAGUACCUGCAGAAGUGGGACACUUGGAUUCCAUACAAGACAAAGAUGUUGAGGAACAAAAGCCUGACGUUUUAAAUAUGAAAUCUGGUCUAUGUUACGACCCAAGGAUGCGAUUCCAUGCGACAUUGGAUGAGGUGGAAGACCAUCCUGAAGAUCCGCGACGUAUCCUGCAAGUGUUUGAGGCUAUCAAGGAGGCAGGCUAUGUGUCUGCCAUUCCCACCGCUAGAGAUGCAUUUAUACGGAUUCCUUCCAGGGAAGCAACGCUGGAAGAAAUUCUACGGGUUCACUCAAAGGAUGUUUACGACAUGGUUAAGAGUUCGGAAACCAUGUCUCGUGAGGAAUUAGUGAAUCUAGAAAAAACAAAUGACUCUCUUUAUUUCAACAACCAAACGUUUUUCUGCGCCCGGCUGGCUUCCGGCUCCGCAGUGGAAACGUGCAAUGCUGUUGUUAACGGGAAAGUAAAAAACGCAUUCGCCAUUAUUCGACCGCCGGGUCAUCAUUCCGAGCCCAAUAAAUCAGGUGGGUUUUGUUUGUUCAAUAAUGUUGCAAUCACUGCGCGAUCAAUGAUGGCUCGGUAUCCUGAGCAAGUGAAACGCGUGUUAAUUCUUGACUGGGAUGUUCAUCACGGAAAUGGGACGCAGAUGGCGUUCUACGAUGACCCAAACGUUCUGUAUAUUAGUCUACAUCGUUACGAAAAUGGGCGAUUCUACCCAGGCACUACUUACGGUUCUGCAGAAAACUGCGGCGAGGGAGAAGGUUUAGGGAAAACAGUAAAUAUUCCAUGGCCUUGUGCUGGAAUGAGCGACGGCGAUUAUAUUUACGCUUUCCAAAAAGUCGUUAUGCCUAUUGGUUAUGAAUUCAAUCCUGAUUUAGUUAUCAUCAGUGCUGGAUUUGACGCUGCAGCAGGUGAUCCACUCGGUCAGUGCUACCUCACGCCUGCCGCGUAUGCACACAUGACACAAAUGUUGUUGGGUCUUGCCGAGGGGAAACUAUUUGUUUCCAUGGAAGGCGGUUAUAGUUUGAGCUCCAUUAGUACAGCUGGUCUUGCCGUUGCUCAAACGCUUCUUGGUAUCCCGCCGGCUAAGCUCCACACCGUGUAUGCAACGGCACCGGCUGUAAAGACGGUUGAGGAAGUGACUCGGAUACAGUCUCGAUACUGGAAAUGCAUGCGGCCUAUUUUCCACACUCCUCCAACAGAUUACACUCAUGUCAAUCCUUUACACGAGGUUGUCAGAGCAUUUCAGGCAAAGAAGCUGUUUGACAACUGGCAGAUGACCAUCCUUCCCAUAUCUCGAGAUGGUUUGUCCGAGAGUUACGCGAACCAAGCCUUAUGUUCUAACGGUUUCUUCCAUCGGAAAACACUCGUUCUCUUUGUCCAUGAUCCGCCAGAUGUGUUGGGAUCGUCACAAGGAAAUAGCAAUCUAUUAAAUCUUUCUCAGUCUGCUGUUGUUGACUAUGCUGAGACAUACAUUGAUUGGUGUUUGCAGCAGGAUUUUGGACUUAUUGACAUUAACGUACCUGAACUACUAACUGAUGCUGAUGGAAGACCAUACAGUUCUACGGAGGAGACAAAGCUGCUGUGCUUAUACAUUUGGGAUAACUACAUUGAGCUGUCUUCAGCGGAAAAAAUCAUCUUCAUUGGCGAGGGCAGAGCUGUUCCGGGUUUGAUUCAUCUUGUGUCUUCGCGAAACGUAUCGACACGAGUAAAAUCUGUAAUCACCUUUGUUGGAACUGACGCGCUGUGCGGUAUUAAAACUAUCUCAAACGAAGAUGUACCAAGUUGGUAUUAUAAGCAUUCAUUGGUGCUUGUGAGUAAUGGAAAUGUUUGUUGGAAGAAGAUGAAGAGGAAAAAGAAGCGUUAUGGUCGUUUAGUGCGUACGGAACAUGACCAUAAAGGCGAAUUAAUGCAACAGCACUAUGAGUCAAUUGUCCAAUACAUGGAGAAAAUUCUACGACAGUGA